GAGCUGCUGGCGGAGAUCGAGGCCGAGGAGGAGGCGGAGAAGCGCGCCAAGGGCAAGAAGGGCAAGAAGAAGAAGAAGAAGGGCGGCGGGGCGGGCGCGGCGGGGUCGUCGCAGGAUCCCGAGGAGGGUGCCGAGGCGCCGUCGGAGGCAGACGCAGCCGAGGCGGCGAAGAAGGCCGAGGAGGUGAGGCUUCUCCGGCUUCUCGAGACGCUCACCGAGGAGAGGAUGCGGUUCAGCAUCACGGCGGAGAACCAGGCAGCGGCGUCGGCAGCGGUGGCCGAAGCUGCGCGUUUGGACUCUGCGGCGGACGAGGCGGAGGAGGAGGCGGAGGCGGACGAGGAGGCCGAGGAUGAGGCGGCAGCAUUGGCGGCGCUGGCGGAUGCCGAGGUUGCGCGGGCGGAGGCCAGAGCAGCGCUGGAGAAGGCCAAGGCGGUGCAGGCGGCGGCCAGGGCGGCGCUGGAGGAGGCCAGGGCGGCGCUAGUCGAGGCCGAUCUGGCAGUUGAAGGGGGCGAGACGGCGCUCGAAGGGAGCGACGCGGCGUUCGAGGAGGCAGCGGCCGCUGCAGACGCGGCGCGCACUGCUGCGGCCGCUUCGAGGGCGAGGGCGGCUGCUGCCAGGACGGCGGCAGAUGCAGCCCCGCAGCACUCAUAG
Emiliania huxleyi CCMP1516 is the source of this 651-nucleotide messenger RNA. RefSeq lists its product as hypothetical. The annotation marks the transcript as partial. NCBI's taxonomy places the organism in Eukaryota, Haptophyta, Isochrysidales, Noelaerhabdaceae. The record is from RefSeq and is a predicted model, not a curated record. The transcript has a single exon.